UGUUUCUCCUCACCGUCAUAAGGGAGCACGUGCGCAUGUCGACCCCGCGAGCAUACAUACAUCUCUCCCAAUGAAGCGCACCACUUUUUGGGAGUUCGACGUCACAGUCAUGGUACACCUACAAGCCGUUCGGUUCCCCGCAUUUGGAUUUCUGGACUAUAUUGAUCACAUUCUGCUCGGCAACCUUGGGAACUCAUUAAAGUCCCAAACGUACCCACUAACACACCCAACUCCAAGUGACCCAACACAGCAAGAAAUCAACACAAAAUGACCCGCCAUACCGGUCACUGCACUUGUGGCCGCACCGAAUGGAUUGCCACUCUCGACCCGGACCAAGAAUCCCACAUCCUCUGCCACUGCGGCACCUGCAAGAGCCUCUCUGGUGGAACAUGCACGCUGAACCAGAUUGUGCCUAGGGAAAACGUGCAGGUGACGAAAGGGGAGGAGAGUUUGGGGUGCUAUACGUAUACGGGGAAUAGUGGCAAACCAGUCCACUGCUACUACUGUCCCAACUGCACGGCGCACAUCUACCACCACCAGACCGUCCUUGGGGAUGACAAGAUAGUUCUUCGUACUGGACUACUGGACGACGGACUCGAGCGCUUCGAGCCCAAGGCCGAAGUCUGGGGGAAGGCGAGGUUGCCGUGGGAGAAGGAGGUCGCGGAAACGUACGAGAUGUUGCCGCAGGGAGCCCCAAUUGAAUAGGCAAGUCCGGCACAGCGGGAAGGGAUUGCGUUCCUGCUUAUCCGUUUGUUUAUGUGUGUUGGUUAAAUCCGUUUCGCUACAUUAUGAUAGUAAAUUCAACUAGGAAUAA
This is a messenger RNA of Westerdykella ornata, 814 nucleotides long. RefSeq lists its product as uncharacterized. The transcript has 2 exons. Gene Ontology annotation, molecular function: carbon-sulfur lyase activity. Lineage: Eukaryota; Fungi; Ascomycota; Dothideomycetes; Pleosporales; Sporormiaceae. The coding region runs from base 268 to 705 and encodes 145 amino acids. The record is from RefSeq and is a predicted model, not a curated record.